CUAUAUGCGGUUUCGGGCAAAUAUCCUAAAUUUGUGACCCCGUGGGUUUUACAUGGAGAAAAGAACUGACAGGACAAAAACUAUCAGAUCAGAGAUGACUGCAUCUCCUACACCGGUGCCGUCGUCUCCGAUUAUGAUUCCAUGUUCUCCAGUCCUGGAGCCGACCACCCCCGGAAGGCGGUCAUCCUCCCCGUUCAGGUCUCCUACUCCGGUGCUGAUGACGUCUCCGAAACUAUGGCACAAAUCUUCAGUGUCCCGGCUAGCGGAAGAGUUUUUCUGGAUUGGCGGUAGCAUUGUGGCCACACCAAAAUGGAGAAUGGGGCAAAUAGUGGAGAGGUGCAUGAGCUGCAUGCAGGCCGGGACUCGGAUGGUGAAGCUGCGCGGGUCCUCCAGGGGCCUCACGCGCUGCUACUACCUGGAUGAGCACAAGUCCUGCGUCCGCUGGCGGCCCUCCAGGAAGCACCAGAGGGCCAAGAUUACCAUAGACACUAUCCGCGAGGUUUGUGAGGGCAAGCAGUCAGAGAUCUUCCAGCGCUACGUGGACCGCAACUUUGACCCCAACUGCUGCUUCACCAUUUACUAUGGCGCCCACAUGCAGUCGCUGGACCUCGUCACCAGCACCGGGGAAGAGGCACGCACCUGGAUCACAGGCCUGAAGUACCUCAUGGCGGGCAUCAGUGAUGAGGACAGCCUGGCCAAGCGACAGCGCACUCGAGAUCAGUGGCUGAAGCAGACCUUCACGGAGGCAGACAAAAAUGGCGAUGGCUGCCUGAGUAUUGGAGAAGUACUUCAGCUUCUCCACAAGCUGAAUGUGAACCUUCCCAGACAAAAAGUCAAGCAGAUGUUCAAGGAAGCGGACACGGAUGACAACCAAGGCACGCUGGCCUUCGAGGAGUUCUGCACCUUCUACAAGACCAUGUCCACGCGCCGUGAUCUGUACCUUCUCAUGCUCACCUACAGCAACCACAAGGACUACAUGGACACAGAUGACCUGAUCCGCUUCCUGGUGAUUGAACAGAAGAUGAGCAAUGUGACAAGAGAACAUUGCCUGGAAAUUGUGACCAAGUUUGAGCCCUGUCCUGAAAACCAGGAUCUGCUGGUUCUUGGCAUUGAUGGCUUUACCAACUACAUGCGGAGUCCUGCAGGAGACAUCUUCAACUCGGAGCACUAUGAGGUGAACCAGGAUAUGACCCAGCCUCUCACCAACUACUUCAUCAAUUCCUCGCACAACACCUACCUGACGGGCGACCAGCUGCUCUCCCAGUCCAGGGUGGAUAUGUACACUUACGUACUGCAGGCUGGCUGUCGCUGCGUCGAAGUUGACUGCUGGGAUGGUCCGGAUGGAGAGCCAAUUGUGCGCCAUGGCUAUACCCUCACUUCAAAAAUUUUCUUCAAAGAUGUCAUAGAAACAAUCAACAAAUAUGCAUUUUCCAAAAGCCAAUACCCUGUGAUUCUGUCUAUUGAGAACCACUGCACAGUACCCCAACAGAAGAAGAUGGCUCAGUAUCUCUUGGAGGUGCUUCAAGACAAGCUGGACCUGUCCUCCAUUAAUAUGAACGAAUGCAGACGUCUCCCCUCUCCAGAGAUGCUGAAAGGGAAAAUUCUGGUUAAGGGGAAGAAACUCCCUGCAAACAUUGAUGCGAAUGCAGAGGAAGGGGAUGUGUCUGAUGAAGACAGCGGUGAAGAGACUGAAGAUGAAAACAAAGUGACGAGUGCAGAUGUAAUGGAAGCUGUGCUUUUAUUUCAGGGUAAGAGUGAGGAAGGCACAGACAGCACCACCGAUGCAAACCCCGGGACCAACAAGCCCCUCAACAGGUCCCUCAUGGGAAGCUUCAAACGCAAGAGACGGCGAGUGAAAGUGAAGAAGGGAUCCAGCCUUGAGGACACUGAUACGGAUCAGGAGAGCUCCUCUACUGCCCCCAGGGGAGCUGUGGUGCAUUACAGCAGGAGGAGGAAGACCAUGCGGCUUGCCCGAGCCCUGUCUGACCUGGUCAAGUACACUAAAUCUGUCCGUGUCCAUGACAUUGAGACACAAGCGGCAACAUGCAGUUGGCAGGUAUCAUCACUCAGUGAGACCAAGGCCACUCAGAUCAUGCAGCUGAAGCCAGCCCAGUUUGUGCGCUUCAACCAGAGGCAACUUGUGCGCGUCUACCCUUCUUCCUACCGUGUGGACUCCAGCAACUACAACCCCCAGCCUUUCUGGAACUCCGGUUGCCAUCUGGUUGCCUUAAACUACCAGUCAGAAGGCAGAGUUCUGCAGCUCAACAGAGCCAAAUUCUCCAGCAAUGGUAACUGUGGGUACAUCCUGAAACCCAAGUGCAUGUGUAAAGGUGCCUUUAACCCUAUGUUGGAGGACUCCUGGCAAGACCAGGUAAAGACGCAGUUGAUACUGAAGAUAAUCAGUGGCCAGCAGCUACCCAAGCCAAAAGGCUCCAUGCUGGGGGAUCGAGGCGAGAUUAUUGAUCCCUAUGUGGAGGUGGAGAUCAUCGGCCUGCCGGUGGACUGCUGCAAGGACCAGACACGGGUUGUGGAUGACAAUGGAUUCAAUCCCAUGUGGGAGGAGACCCUCGUCUUCACUCUCCACAUGCCACAGAUCGCGCUGGUGCGCUUCCUGGUGUGGGAUCACGACCCCAUCGGCAGGGACUUCAUUGGACAGAGGACCAUUGCCUUCACGAGCAUGCUGCCAGGCUAUCGGCACGUGCAUUUGGAAGGUAUGGAAGAGGCCUCUAUUUUUGUUCAUGUCGCUGUGAAUGACAUCACUAGUAAGGUGAAACCUACCAGUGGAAUAAAAGGGAUAUUUCACAGAAGCCAUAAUCAGGGCUCUCCGGACAGCGACACGUUUGUGCAGCUGAAGCGCAAGCCUACUUUUCGGGAAAAGCUCCUGCACAGAGCGGCGAACGGCCCCACCAAGGCCCGGCACAAAGCCCGGAGGGGGGGCCACAAGCCCCCCGUUGAGGAGGACAGCUCUGAUUCGGAGUCUGAACAGGUGCGAGACCAGCGUGGCGCCACUGGGGACCUGAAUGAUGGACAGAUACCGGGCAGGUUGGUGCAGAGCGAGCCACUCAGGCGCGCAAACAGGGUGCAGAUCCAGGAGCCGGUGCAUAAAGAGCAGGGCCUCCUUAACCGCCUGUCCAGCCACAGCCCCAGAAGGGGGAGUGUGGCCACCGGCUGCAUCCGGUGGGCGGUCGGCUCCAAAGGGGGUCCCAGCCAAGAGCUUGGAUCUCCCCACAGGCCGGAACCAACCCAGCGGGAGAGAGUGACAUCGGAGUCGAGGUGGGUGCAGCCUGAACCCCCCCAAGAAACUGACAACCAUCCCCCGCCCGCGGACUGGCCCCAACCCAAACUGCCUCCCUCCCUCUGGGCCAGAAGGAGCCUGGACACCCGGCGCAACAAGCACGGCUCCGACCCCCAGCCGGGAAACACGCGAUCCUGCAGCAUGCCCAGGAGGAGACUCCCCUCCCCCACACCCCCGGCACCGGGCGGCAGGUCCAGCUUAAACUGGCAGAGGCCUGGGUGCACGGGCACGGGCAUUGGCAGAAGGCUGGCGCAGGCCGUGUCUGACUCUGAAAGCCUCUCUGACAGCGACUCCCCCAGCAGUGCGGACAGCUCGGACAGCCUGGACAGCAUCGACUUCCUGCCGUCGCGCUGGCCCGAUGACAGGCGGCCAGCCGUGGGAACGCUGCAGAGAGAGAUGAGCGCUCUCUUUGAUCAGAAGAUGGACGAAAUCCGCAGUAAAUCUCCCAUAUUCUUCACUGGUAAGAGCUGACUGGUGCCCUAACUGCCCAGCCAAGACCCAUUCACAGAGUACUCUGUACUAUGGUUAGCUCUGUGAUGAGAUUAAUUAGCAUCUCAGGGCCCACCCAUGGAGAGUGCUCUCUCGAUGGUUAAAACACCAGAGACUGUGAAGUUAUGCGCUGAGAUCUUUCUCUUUUGUUUUGUUCGGCACCUCUUGGAACUCUAGAGCAGAACUGCUAAGAUGACCAACAGUCAGAUGAAGAGGCCUUUUGAACUCCAAUACCCUUCUACUGAUGUACUCUGUUUUCUUUUUUGUGAACUUCCUGUUUUCUACUUCCUUUUCAGGAAUUAAAACUGCCUUGUGGGUAUUUGAAUGACUCAUUUAGAGUAUUUAAUGAGGAACUGGUUUCUGGUUUGCAAUUGAUGUGUGUGGAACAGUUGCCUAGUAAACUGUGUCAUCCUUGACAUUUUGACUAUGCAUUUUGACUAUGGGUUUUGCCAUUAUAA
Anguilla anguilla (European eel) is the source of this 4242-nucleotide messenger RNA. Its product is annotated as 1-phosphatidylinositol 4,5-bisphosphate phosphodiesterase eta-2-like. Gene Ontology annotation, molecular function: phosphatidylinositol-4,5-bisphosphate phospholipase C activity; calcium ion binding. The record is from RefSeq and is a predicted model, not a curated record. Bases 53 to 3766 code for a protein of 1237 amino acids. NCBI's taxonomy places the organism in Eukaryota, Metazoa, Chordata, Actinopteri, Anguilliformes, Anguillidae. The transcript has 20 exons. Gene Ontology annotation, biological process: lipid metabolic process; phosphatidylinositol-mediated signaling.